GGCCACGUUACACUACAAAAAAAUAAAUAAUAAUAAUAAUUUAAUUUCCUUAAUUUCCUCAUUAUGGUUUAGUCAUACAAACUUAAGACAUUUCUGUAGGCAUUGAUUUGACUGAAAAAUAAGCUGUUAAAAUGAUAAGGUUGCCACUCCUCUUUCUUCUACCUGAUGUUGGCAGGUGAGUUUAUUAAUUUAUUUUUGUAUUCUUUCAUUUAUUGGUUGACUGUUUCCUUAUUGCACUUACAUAAAAAAGUUUCAAUUUAGCAGAGAAUUGGUCAUGAUUUGUCAAAAACAUGUUGAGGCUGACAGUAAAUGAAUCUCAUUGUAAAACAAAACAUAAACACAAUGUUACUUUGUACUUUUAAUUGUGUCCUGGAGACCCCGUUUAAAACGCACCAGCAGAAUUAUUACACAAAAAAUAAAAGGCUCGUGCUGAUAAAUGACAAAUAGGCGCUCACUGCUUCCUUCUCCGGUCGUUUCACAGUGAUCCACAGAGACCUGCGUUGGUCAGUAAUGGACGAUAGCGUUUGAGCUCUCGCACAAGUCCCCCCACAAUCCGCCACCUUGAAUGAUGCCACUCCCACACCUGUCCUCAAGACCACGCAUCAACAAAGUCACAUGAAUGACGUUAGCGUGCCAUGCGCUAUACCAGCCACCCAGAAAGAAGACUGCUCAGUGGGAAAAGUCAUGGAACUGCCAGAGGACAAGAAUGGCCGUUCCUUUGUGGAGGUGAUGAGUGAAAAGUACAGCCCAGAAAACUUUCCAUACCGCAGAGGGCCUGGUAUGGGGGUGGUGGUGGUGCCUACUGCAGGUGUCCAAGGUUCCCCCAUGAAAGAUCGUCUGAAUCUGCCUAGUGUGUUGGUGUUGAAUUGCAGUGGAAUCAGCAGGGCAGGAGAGCAGGCUGAGAUUGCUGCAUUCUGCUCUCAUGUCAUGGAACUGGACCUCUCCCAUAACAAUCUGCAGGACUGGCAUGAGAUCAGAAAAAUCAUUUCUAACAUCCCCAACCUGGAGUUCCUCAACCUGAGCUCUAACCCGCUGGCAGGAACGACUCUAGAGCCAGAGUGCGCUGAAGCCUUUUCCCGGGUGCGACGCCUUGUCCUCAACAACACUCAAAUAUCCUGGGACACCGUACUGCAACUGACUCAACAGAUUCCUGAGCUGGAGGAAUUGUUUCUGUGCCUUAAUGAGUACAGUAGUGUGAGUGCCUCCAGUGUGGCCUGUCCCACUCUCCGCCUGCUACACAUCAAUGAUAACAACCUUCAUGAGUGGGCCGAAGUGCGCAAGUUUGGUCCCAUGUUCCCCGGCCUGGACACUCUGGUUAUGGCCAACAACAACUUGGCUUCCAUUGAGGACAGCAAAGAAAUUCUCCAACGCCUCUUCCCCAACCUUCGCAGCAUCAACCUGAACAACUCAGGUCUCAACCGAUGGGAAGACAUCGAAAAGCUCAAUUUCUUCCCCAAGCUGGAGGAGGUCCGACUGCUGGGCAUCCCCUUACUGCAGACCUACACCAACGCCGAGCGCCGCAGCCUCAUGAUAGCACAGCUUCCCUCCGUAUCAGUGCUAAAUGGCAGCACUGUGACUGUUUGUGAACGAGAAGAUGCAGAGAGGUUCUUCAUCCGUUACCACUUAGACUACCCAGAGGAGGCGCUUCCAUGCAGGUAUCAUUCCCUUGUAACCAAGUAUGGAAAGCUGGAGCCACUUGCUGAGAUCAACCUUAAACCUCGCUACCGGGCCCAGGUGGAGGUACACUGUGAGGAGAAAGUAGAGCAGCUGAGUAUCCGUUUGGACCAAACAGUAGCCGAGCUGAAGAAAAAGUUGAAAACUGUCGUCCAACUUUCCACGAACAGCAUGAGGCUGUACUACAUUGACAAGUGCAGCGCCUUCGGACCGGAGGAAAUGAAGUACAACACCCGCGUCCUCCACUCCUACAGCAUCCAAGACGGUGAUGAACUACUGGUUGUACCCAAGAUCAAGUGAAGCGCUGGAAUCUAGCAAUCUGAAAACAAAGCGAAUGGAUAGAUUUUUGUUAAAUGGUUAAGUUAUACUGAAAAAUAAUCGGAAAACACACAUGUAACAUAAACAGCAUCCCACUUUUUGGACUAGAGGAAGACAGUAAAAUGCGUAAAAUACAAGAGGCACCGGAAAGGUGGAGAGCAGAUCUCAGUGGGCUGCUAGAUGGCUCUGAAAGACACAAAUAUUUGAUCAGAUUUGUUGAAGGGAAGCCACUGGAGUAAGCGGGCAAACCUGCCAGACGGUGGAACAGGCUGCGAAGGGAAACUUAAAGUCAGGUCGCAGCAUCAGUGAAGGGAAAUUUUUGCUGUACCAGCAAAACUUUGCUGCUGUUUUAAGUUCACGGCAUGUAUGAUAGCACCUCCAUAGGCCAGUAGCCAACAUCUGCUUACCCACCUGUUGCCAGAAUUGUGCUAACUAAUAACUGUGGUUUGCUGACUAUGUAAGAUGGAUUGCGGAUCUUCUAUGCACUUUGGCACAAUAUCAGGAAGUGCACAAGGUUGCAGGAGGAAAACGCCCUAAACACAGCUCCAUGCAGGAUUGGUUAUUAAAAUUCACAAACAAUUUUUGUAUGAGAUGAUUUUAUUACGAGGUUGUUUCUUUGGCCUGUUUCAGUGUAUAAAAACCAAGGUUAGAUAAUAUCACAUUUGGGGGGGGAUACUUUGAAAAGCAGGAAAACCUUUUAAAUAGCAUACAGUAAUUAAAUCAUUCAAAUUGAAGUCCUGAGAUCUGGAAUCUUCUAAGAAUGGUUCUAAAUUUCCGUCAAUCAUAUUGAAAAAUGACUGGUAUGCAAAUAUUUUGAGUGAAAGCAAAGGCCAAUCUUCCACAUUGAGAUUGUGUAACUUGCAUAAUAGACCAUGACUGACUCCCAUAUUAAUCACAAUUCAUGCUUGUAUGCUCGCUUCCUUCGAGAUUCAAAGUAACAUAAGAAUAUUUCUCAGCUGGAGAUGGAUGUCAAAGAAAAGUUGAUUACUGAGAGGGCUAACUUAUUCCACAAGUAAACAAAAUGUUUUCAGAAAGCGGAUUAUCAGAAACUGUAAAGAUGAAGUAAGACUGAAGGAGUUGAAUUUGCGUUUGUGUUCUCUCCCAGACUUGUCGCUCAUGAGAAAGCACAGCUGUGUGCACUGGUAGUCGGUCACAAAUGCCCCAAAGAGAGCCCCACAAAGCUGUCAGUCUGUUAUGCCCCCUGUUCACUUCUUUGUGGUGAAAGAUUUAACACAUAAAAAAGCACUUGGCACGACACCAAAAAACAGUCUCUUAGUGCAAGGCAUUUACAGAGCAUUUUCAUCAACUAAGAGAAUUGAUCAUGGCAGUUAUUUUCCAAUAGUUUUAAUUGUUUUUAGGCACCUUAAAAUGUGUUCUGCAUACCUUUUUUGACAGUUUGUUUAUAUCUUUAAAGGGCAUUGCCCAUGAUCCACAAACACAUGUCUUCAUUAGUAGUGUUAAUCUGUACUUUUGAUCUGCUCUCUUUACAGUGAACUAUUCCCUAAUGUUAGUAUUUCAUCUGCUGUUAUUUAGUCAGUGUAUUCGAGACAAAGAUACUGUCACUAAAGAAUUAUUAUUAUUACUUUCAUAUCUGACUGUAGGAGAGCUGAUGCUAGAUAUUUGGCUCUUUUGGAUUUUUCCUAUGGGAAAAACAGUUUAUAUUUCCAGCCACAAAGUUACACGAUGACAAACAAAAACAAACAAAAGUCUAUUUCAGUAGAAGCUCCAGUUUAUCAUCUGCACACGGAACACUCAGCUUAUUGUGCACAUGAUCUCUUAGGAAUGAAAUAUUCUUGCAAUUACAUACUUGAGAUAAUCAAAAGGUCUAAAUUAUGAUUUACCAAUUUUUUAUUCUAUUUAACUUCUAAUAUACUUGACAACAUAAUGCAGAACAUAUUAAGGCACAUCCAUGUAAAAUAGGGUACGCUCUCUCAGACUUCUAAGGCUUUCUGUAUCAGGACAAAUCAUUCAAAACUAGUAAAAAAUAUAUCAAACUAUUAUCAGUACUGAAAUAUAAAAUUACUAGAUUGUUAUUGAAUUAUUGUAUUUAUUAAAUGGACAUUAACAGUAGAUCAUGUCAGCUAGCAGAACCUCUAGCAGGGAGUUCAGACACACACACAGUAUUCAUUGGGCUGAGUUCUGGACUCUGACGGACCAUUCAAAUCCUCGAUUCUUUUUGCAAACUUCCUGCUGUAGAUCUGCUGCUGUGUUUGGAUCUUUGUCCUUUCUUUUCACCUGUGGGACAGAUGGCCUAACAUCUGACUCUGAAUGUUUUAGCAUCCAGAGGAGUUCACCGUGGUCUCGGCGACCGCAAACAAGCCAUACGUGUGUUCACUCGUGACCUUUAACCUUUAACGGAGGCCUGUCCUGAAUGUUUUUCACUUGUCAAUUAUCUUUUAGUUCUGCAGAGUCAUAGACGCCUCAUAAUGUGUCCUAGAAUAAUUGCCCAUAGCAAUUGGCUCUUAAGAUAAUUAAGAUCUUUCCCCCUCUCUGUCUGAAUGUUUUCAGCAGCAGUCUGCUAAAACCUUCUGCUUUAGUAGAGAUACUUACACUUAUUGAUAGUGGACUUUGUCAUUCAAAUCUCCAAUAUUCUGGGUUGGGAUUUUUCAAUGAAUGAUGGCACAGAGUCAUAUGUCAUGUAUCUUUUUUUAAUUGAAGUGAAUGUAUUUUCUUUGUAAAAUGCUUGUGAUCAUUCGCAGAUUGGUGGGACAGUGUUGGAUAGGAUUUAAAAGAGCUAAAAGCCUAUUCUCCCAUUCUAUCACAAUUGUACUCAGUGACUGUUGGUGUAGCAUGAACCAUAGCCAUAGCGCUCAGCAAAAACAAGCUCACACUAAAGCAGUGACGUCUGGACUCAUGUAUCGAGAGGAGGUGUCUGUAUUUAUCAACUGGCAUUUAUCCAGAGGCAGAACUGUUAUAUUUGGUUUUAUUUUAUAUAUUUUUUUGUUACAUUUCGCAAUUAAUGAUAUGCAUGCUAGAUAUUUAUUCAUUUGUCUAUUAUUUUUUCACGAUGUCCACGUUGAGAGUUGUCAAUAUGCCGACUUUGCUGCUUAUUGCAUCAGAUCUUAUAGCACAUAAAGCCCCUAUAACAGAUUCAAAAUUACCACAGUCUUUUUGAUAUAUGGUGGCAUUUCUGUAGUUUAAUUAUAUUGUAUUCUUUUUUAAUAUAUAGUGGCUAUUCUUUAAUACUUGGGAUGUUUCAUUACUGUGAAAGAGUAAACAGUAAAAUAAUAUCCUGCAGAAUUAGACUACGAGGCUUAGAAGCACAUUUUAUUUAUUGCUGAGCUGCUCUACAGGGCUUCAUCCAUCAUAGAUUUCAAAGCUUUCAAAGCAUUUUUCCUCAGUUGCCAAGAAUUGGGACGGAAGAGUGAUUGCUGCACGUAGUCCAAUCGGCAUGAAAUGGUUAGUUUAGCCCAGUAUAAAAUACAGGAGGUGGUGAGCCUCGCUCUGUCCACAUAGAUCGAUUCUACCUGCAAUCAACUGUUAAAAGUUCUAACAGUUACCAGUUACUGCCCAGCAUAAUAUCUACUAUGUAAUAGCAUAUCUGAUAAAGUAUCACCUGCCACACACUGCAGCUCUAAAGCCUUUGAUAGUUGUGUUAGCCGUAAGCACUCACAAGAUUUUGCCAUGUCUGAAAACGCUGGAAUAUAUCACUUGGACAUGGCAGCAAAGUGUUAGUGAAAGCAAUUUCUCAUGUAUUCUUCCCUGAGAGGAUAGCUUGCUCCAUUUCCUAUCGACACUCUUUAAGCCUCUGUGCUUUACCGAAGGGUGUCAAAUACAAUGAUGCUGUAAUGCUAAGUGUGGGAAGUUUCUUUAAACAACACUGUUCUGUUCAAACCCGGAAUUCUUGCUAGUUUUCAUUCAAUUAAAGCUCUAUAUCUUAAAUGAAUAGUUCUCAGAACACGAUGCUCUACAUCAGAGAAUCUUAUAAAAAACUAAAUCCAUAUUUGCUUUUCUGAAUACAUAAAAAAUACUUGUCUGAUCUACAAGAGCUCAUCGGGGUGUCUCUUAUUGUAAAUUUGAGUUGAUUAAAUGUGCAGUGUCUCCACAUCUACUUCGUCUUACACACCAGUAUUUAAGCUAAGCACUUCACCUAACUGUAUGUAACACAGAACUGCUCUUAACCGGCGAUGUUUGAAGAGUAAUGUUGUUUACGAGGAAUCUGUAUUAAGUCUUCAAAAGAUCAGGGGUCAUCGUUCUUGUGUUGGUGUAUGUAUGCGAAGAAAGAUGCGUCAUCAAAUGAUAAUAAAUGGCAGUCUCCCUC
Menidia menidia (Atlantic silverside) is the source of this 6253-nucleotide messenger RNA. NCBI's taxonomy places the organism in Eukaryota, Metazoa, Chordata, Actinopteri, Atheriniformes, Atherinopsidae. The record is from the annotation of a GenBank genome assembly.